AUGAAGCCCACAGAGACCAUGGACACCAAAGCCAUUGCGGGUCAAACAUUUGACUACAUUGUGUGUGGUGGAGGGAAUUCAGGCUGUGUAAUUGCAGCAGAACUCGCCUCUAUCCCCAACACAUCUGUGCUUCUUGUAGAAGCAGGCAGAGAUUCUGGUAUUGUGCCAGACGUUCUCGUGCCAGGUAAAUAUGUCAAGCAACUACAGGAAGACAAAGAAGGAUUAUGGGAGUUGGAGACAGUACCACAGGCACACUUGGGUGGUAGGAAGCUAGUAUUCCUGAGAGGCAGGCAGCUCGGAGGCAGCUCGGCUGUCAACUAUAUGGCACUUGCUCGAGGGCCGGCGGCCGAUUAUGACGAUUGGGCUACAAUUGUUGGCGAUGAUGGGUGGAAGUGGAAAAAUAUACUACCCCUGAUGAAAGAGCUUGAGGACUUCGACCCAAAAUUGCCUGAGGAUAUGCAACGCUUUGCUGCACCGCGGCCCUCAAAUCAUGGAACCUCGGGCCCUCUCAAGAUUGGAUUUGGUGACCAGAUGGUUCCCGGUAUUGAGACAUUCGUGAAGGCAUGCGUGGAGACCGGGAUACCACUGUGUCCAGAUAUCAACUCUGGAAACCCAGUGGGUGUGGGGUUGGCCCAGUUCAACGUUCAGGAUGGAGAAAGAUCAUAUGCAGCCAAUGCUUUCCUGAGCCAGACAACUCGUGCAUCGCUGAAGAAUUUGACUAUUAUGACGGAAACUGAAUGCGACCGACUCCGCUCUAAAGAUGGGGUGGUUAGUGGGAUAGAUUUGUAUCACCGACCUACCCGGGAGAAGGUCCACGUUUACUGUCGCGAGGAGGUUGUACUAUCUGCUGGCACGUUUGGGUCUCCCAAACUCUUGAUGCUGUCUGGUCUCGGACCCAGAGAUACAUUGGCGCAGCACGGCAUUCCAGUCCAAGCUGACUUACCAGGAUGUGGACAAAACAUGCUUGACCAUUCAAUCAUCACCUGUGAAUACAAGGUGGACAAUUCAAUUCCAGCGCACAAUCAGCUGUUUCUCAACCCUGGCCUUCUCGCAGAAGCGGAGGCACAAUAUGCCAAAGAUCAUACUGGGCCCCUUGCCAUGUAUGGCUCCAGUGGUACUUUAGCAUUCCCCAGAAUCAAGCGCCUGUUUGACUCGAAGGAGUUUUCCGACCUUGACAGCAAGGCACAACGGUUUUUGCUGGAGCCCACGAGACCAUCAGCUGAAAUUUGGCUUGGAUCAGGACCUUCCGUGUACCAGCCCGAUGGACCAGACCAGAGUUACAUGACGCAUGAGCUUCUACUGCAAAACAAUUUGUCGCGAGGAACUAUCACAAUUAGUUCCAGAGAUCCAAGAAGACCCCCGAUUCUCGACCCGAACUUCCUGGCUCAUCCAUUCGAUCAGCGCAUCGCUAUCGAAAGUGUUCGCCUGGAGUUAAAGAUUACUCGCACCAAAGCCUAUGAAGGAACCAUUGAGCGAAUGGUCCAUGGUCCAGAUAUUGAAUUUGCAACGGCAAACCUUGAUGCGAUCAGUGAUGAGGUGAUGUUAAAUUUCAUUCGAAAGAACUUGGACCAAGGCUAUCACAGUGUGGGUACUUGUCGCAUGGGCAAGGCCAAUGAUCCAGAGGCUGUGGUAAACUCCCGGUUCCAAGUAAAGGGAAUGAAAAAUCUCCGGGUAGCAGACCUGAGCGUAUGCCCCAUUCUAACUUGCAAUCACACUCAGAUCAAUGCUUACUUGAUUGGUCUUCGAUGUGCAAAAGAGAUGGUCGAGCAUUGCAAGGCCCGUACACACCUUGCGAAGUUGUAA
Penicillium vulpinum is the source of this 1803-nucleotide messenger RNA. RefSeq names its product GMC family oxidoreductase. The transcript is spliced from 7 exons. The record is from RefSeq and is a predicted model, not a curated record. Lineage: Eukaryota; Fungi; Ascomycota; Eurotiomycetes; Eurotiales; Aspergillaceae. Bases 1 to 1803 code for a protein of 600 amino acids. Gene Ontology annotation, molecular function: flavin adenine dinucleotide binding; oxidoreductase activity, acting on CH-OH group of donors.